Staurois parvus is the source of this 228-nucleotide messenger RNA. The record is from the annotation of a GenBank genome assembly. NCBI's taxonomy places the organism in Eukaryota, Metazoa, Chordata, Amphibia, Anura, Ranidae.
UCAUAAAUGGCGCCUGCCAUUUUGGACUGUGCAUGCUCCCUGGGAGCACGUGGCACCGCAAUCUGGUGCCCGCUGUGUCUGGAGGACCGAUCGCUGUACAGGACCUCUGUGUGAGGUCCCGAUCACGUGUGAAAUCUGUGAAUGAUCACAGAGAUCACAUGGUACAAGGCUAUUCACAACAGCCUUGUACCAUGUGACAAGCUGUGACCAAUCACACCUCACAAAGUA